AUGAAAUCUCUUUACUUAGUAUUCCUAACUUAAGUAAAUGAUUAACAAUAUGUAUUGCUAUUUCAAAAUACUCCAUAAAAUCCAUUCUCUCUUCCUCAUAUUGAAAUUACAAAAGAGGAUUUCUAAAGUGCCUCAUUAACUGGACCUAAAAUUAUCUUGGAUUAAUUAAAAAACAUUGAAUUAUAGAAAUUUUCUUUUUUUAAGAAAGAAUACUUAGAUUUGAUUGAUUUUGAUAAUUAUAACUACAAAGUAUAAUAGAUAUGGAGUCAAAGUUCUUAAGAAGAAAAAGUAGACUUUCAUUUAAUCAUUAAAGGAAUUACUUAGACACAAAAGAAAUAUAUAGGCUCCCCUUUGGACUUAAUAUUUUAACAAUUGUCCAUUAUGGAAUGAUGAUAAGGAAGAAAACUUUUAUUAUAUAUUAAAAUUACAAUAAAAUGAUAUAGAUUACAUUUAAUAACAAUAAGGUUUAAUCAUAAAGUAUAUUUAUUUUAUAUAGUGUUUAUAGAUAAGUAAAUAUAUAAGAAUUACAAGAAAGUAUGUCAAUGAAUUUUCCAGAAUAGAAAGAUAAGUUUAUUAAUUUGUAAAAUGCUUUGAUAAAUAAUGAUUAUUUAAGAAAAGAUGGUAGAGUUAUACUCCACUUUAAUUUCAAAACAAAAUAAUAUUCAAUUUAUGAUGGUUCAGGCUUUUAUUUAGAUACAGUUUCUGUUUAUAAUGGAAUAUUUCGUAGAAGAUAUGAUAAUUGGAAUCAAUAUAAUGUAGCAUAAGGUCAUUAUCCAAAUGAUGAUAUAAUUGAAAGAGCUGAUGCAAUCAUUAUGCCUGGGAAUAGAAUAUCUGUUUAUGAUCAUUAUAAAUGGAUAGAGGAUGUUAAAGUAAUAUUAAAAAAAGCAUAUGAAACUAAUCCAAAGGUUAAGAUUCUAGGUAUUUGCUUUGGAUUUUAAAUACUCACUACAGCAUUAGGAGGGAAUGUAGAAGAAAUGAAAAAUGAUUUUGUUUUUGGAAAUACUAUUUUGAAUCAUAAUAUUAAUGUGAUGAAAUAAUUCAAGUUAUUUUAAGGAAUGUAAUUAUAAGAAUAAACCAUAAUCAAUUAAGCUCAUGGUGAUGAAAUUACAAAAUAUCCAGAAUUUUUGCAAUUAAUCUCUUCAAGCGAGUCAUGCAAAGUAAUUCUACUAUAUAAAUAUAUAUUAAUAGAAUGAAAUCAUGAUUUCUAAAGAUGAAAGAAUUUUAGUAUUUUAAGGACAUCCAGAAUAUUUUAGUGCAGGAAUGAAUAUGUUAUCACUUGCAUCAAGAUUACCAUCUGAAUUAUCAACAUUAGAAUAAGUUAUUAAAGAAGUUAAAAGAUUAUAUCCUUAAGAAUAGGAUUCCUUUCAUUUAAAUUUAUGUUUAAAAUUUCUUAAAAUUGAAAAGUGA
Messenger RNA from Paramecium pentaurelia, 1407 nucleotides. The record is from the annotation of a GenBank genome assembly. Lineage: Eukaryota; Ciliophora; Oligohymenophorea; Peniculida; Parameciidae.